UGAACUUUUUCAGGUUCCUUAAAGGGGUUAUCUCCAUCCUGUUCCACAGGGAGGACAGAUGGGUUGUCCUUUACCAUUCAGUGUCCACCUGCACUUGAUUAGACAGCAGCAGUUUUACAUACCGCACCACCAGAAUCCCAUGAUGACAUAGCCUCAGACAACAGCGUGACUAGGAUUUCCCCCCCAAGCCCUUGUAUCACAGAGGAUCUGGCAGCCAGUUACCUUCUGACACUGUUUAUAGCAUAUAUUGGUUGAUCCAGUCCCUUACUGAAUCUGCUGUGGGAAUUAAAGCAAGCAGCUUCACGUCAGAAAGGAUCAGCACACACUGCAAAGAUGCAUCUGAAUUCUCUUCCUUUCUUCAUUUUCUUGAUUAGUGGCAUCUUUUGUCAAUAUGAUUAUGAUGGGUAUUAUGCUCCACAGCCUGAUUAUGGUUAUGCUGUUUCAAUGUUUGAUCACUCAACAGCAGUCUGUGCACCAGAAUGUACUUGCCCUAUAAGCUACCCAUCAGCCAUGUAUUGUGACAAUCUUAAACUGAAGAGUCUCCCAAUUAUUCCUUCUGGAAUUAAAUACCUGUAUCUCCGCCAUAAUAUGAUCGAAGGUAUAGAAGAGAAAGCUUUUGAUAAUGUAACAGACCUGGAGUGGCUAAUCCUAGAUCAUAACCAUCUGGAAAAUUCAAAAAUAAAAGGCAAAGUCUUCGCCAAACUAAAGAGUUUGAAAAAACUUCAUAUUAACAACAACAAUUUAACUGAAGCUAUUGGACCACUUCCCAAUACUCUGGAUGAUGUGCAACUCACUCAUAACAAGAUUUCAAAAAUCAAUCCCAACACAUUUGAAGGACUAGUGAACCUGACUGUCAUUCACCUACAGCACAACCAACUGUCUGAAGAUGCACUUUCUGGAGCUUUUAAAGGCCUAAAUGCACUUUUGUAUCUUGACUUGAGCUUUAAUAAGAUUACUAAACUGCCUUUGGGACUGCCCCCUAAUUUAAUGAUGCUAUAUUUUGACAAUAAUCAGAUUACCAACAUUCCUGAUCAGUAUUUCCAGGGUUUUAAAGAUCUUCAGUAUUUACGUCUAUCUCACAAUAAGUUGACAGAUUCUGGAAUACCAGGCAAUGCUUUCAAUAUAUCUACCCUUGUUGAGCUGGAUCUCUCCUAUAAUCAGCUGAAGAGCAUUCCAACAGUAAAUGAGCAUCUCGAAAACUACUACCUCCAAGUCAAUCAGAUAAACAAAUUUCCAGUGAGCAGCUUUUGCAAAGUUGUGGGAGCCCUGGCCUACUCAAGAGUCAGACAUCUGCGUUUGGAUGCAAAUAAUCUCACAAGAUCUGAUCUUCCUCAAGAAAUGUACAGCUGUCUCCGAAUGGCUGCUGAUAUCACCGUGGAGUGAUUUGUGCAUUACUUCAUUCAGUGGCCAUAUCCAUUUUUGUAAUUUACCACACUUUAAAGCUAGAAUGCCAUAUUGCAUAAUGUCAAUUGUGUUUGUUAACAAGUAGCAUGGCCACUUUUAAAAAUAAUGCUUCUGUUCUAGCAAAUCUGUGAGGUCAAAGUUUUGUAAAGCUAGGAAGUCCCCAUAGAUUGUGGACAAAAUUGUUUUCAUGUUUCUUUUCUAGACAAGUACAGCCUGAGUUUGAAAAGGAUAUUUUUGAAAAGCACUGUACAUGCACGAUAAACACACACCACUCCUUGUGUGCAGUCCUACUCAGGUGUGCAGUCCUAACUCAGGUUUGCAGAAGUCAGGCAUGUUCUGAUCUAGAUAGAGUAUUUAGUACUUUAGGGCUGGACCAAUAUAUGUACAUUAUUUUCCUAUAUUCAAAUCAAAGGGUCUCACCCACUUUUAUUCCUUUGAUAUGUUUUCUUGUUGUGAUUAUAUUACACAUGAAAGCAAUAAAUCAUUAUAGCUAUUGAAAACACAUACAAAAGCAUAUUUUAAAACCCUGUUAACUAUGAUUUAUGCAAAGAAUUGAAAUAAAUAGCAACAUUUUCCAGGUUUUUAUUUUGUUAAUGCAUUUUAUAUUUAAUCAGUAAAAAAUGUUUUGGUGUGGUUUGUUUAAAUCUUUAAAAUGGAAUUGUUACUUUACAGUCAAACAUGUACACCAAUAUUGUUAUUCAGUUAUUUGCAUGCUACAUUUAACAUGAUUGUAGAAAAUAAAACAUAGCAAAUAAAAAUACUGAGUGCAAAUUAUUGUCAAUGUAUGUUUACAUUUUUAGAAAACAGUAAGUGCAGAUGAAAACAAACCAAAAAAUACACUAUUUUAUAUUUUGCUGAAUUAUUGUAAGACUACAACUCCAUCAAAUAAAUUGUUUUAUGUA
Molecule: messenger RNA, 2306 nt
Organism: Zootoca vivipara (common lizard)
Lineage: Eukaryota; Metazoa; Chordata; Lepidosauria; Squamata; Lacertidae
Gene: LUM
Product: lumican
Molecular function (GO): protein binding; collagen binding
Source: RefSeq, a predicted model, not a curated record